GAGGCUGCUGCUGCUGCUGCUGCUGCUGCUCACGCUCCCGGCCGAGCGGGCGGCUCCGCAGACGCUCCCUGCUCGGCCCGGGCUCCCUUCGGAGGAGGUGCUUGCUUGCCUGCCUGCCUGCCUGUUUGCCGUGCAAGAGCUGGAAGGGAAGCUUAGCUCUCCUCGCUUCUCCUCCUCCGGCGACUCCAAUUCCGGCCUCCCCGCCGCCCGUGCGGGGAGGGAGGGAAGGAGGCAGGAAAGCGGGCGGCAGAGGAGGGCAGCCCGGGCCCGGCCAGGGUCUGCGAAGGAUGGGCAAGGAGGAGGAGGAAGGGGCCGCUCGCCGGAGACGACGCAAGAGGACCCGCGGCAGCGGGAUUGGAUUGGAAGGAGACAAUACAUUGACUAAGGAGCCAGAGUGAAUAGCUUCUGAAUUGUGAUUGCUACUGGACUAGACUAUGAAUUGACACCUUAGAUUUUGGCUGUUACAGCUUUUCCAAGUGACUGCGGAGGUGGUUGGACAGCCAUGGCAUUCUUUACUCCUUGGAAGUUGUCUUCUCAGAAACUUGGCUUUUUUCUGGUGACCUUUGGCUUCAUUUGGGGAAUGAUGCUUCUGCAUUUUACUAUCCAACAGAAGACUCAGCAUGAAAGCAGUUCAGUGCUUCGUGAGCAAAUACUGGACCUCAGUAAAAGAUAUAUAAAAGCACUGGCAGAAGAGAAUAGGAAUGUGGUGGAUGGGCCUUAUGUUGGGACUAUGACUGCAUACGAUUUGAAGAAGACACUUGCUGUCUUGCUGGAUAAUAUCCUGCAACGUAUUGGGAAGCUUGAGUCUAAAGUGGAGAACCUUGUAAUCAAUGGCACUGGUGCAAACUCCACAAACAGCACCACCACUGCUACUCCUAGUUCAGGAACAGCUGAAAAGCUUAAUGUUGCAGAUCUUAUUAAUGGAGCCCAGGAACAGUGUGAGCUGCCUCCCAUGGAUGGUUUUCCCCACUGCGAGGGCAAAAUUAAAUGGAUGAAAGAUAUGUGGCGAUCCGAUCCUUGUUAUGCAAGUUAUGGUGUGGAUGGGUCCACAUGCUCCUUCUUUAUUUACCUCAGUGAGGUUGAAAACUGGUGUCCUCGUUUACCCUGGAGAGCAAAAAACCCUAAUGAAGAAACUGAUCAAAAGACAAUGGCCGAAAUCAGAACCAAUUUUGAUUUGCUAUACAAAAUGAUGUCCAGACAUGAAGAAUUCCGGUGGAUGAUGCUACGAAUACGGAGGAUGGCUGAUACUUGGAUAGAAGCUAUUAAGUCACUUGCUGAAAAACAAAACCUGGAGAAAAGAAAACGAAAGAAGGUUCUUGUCCAUCUUGGAUUACUCACAAAAGAAUCUGGGUUCAAAAUUGCAGAGAAUGCCUUUAGUGGAGGCCCUCUUGGAGAAUUAGUCCAGUGGAGUGAUCUAAUUACAUCUCUCUAUUUACUUGGCCAUGACAUUAGGAUUUCAGCUUCAUUGGCCGAACUGAAGGAGAUUAUGAAGAAGGUUGUUGGUAACAGAUCAGGUUGCCCCACACAAGGUGAUAGAGUGGUAGAACUCAUUUACAUCGAUAUCGUUGGACUCACCCAGUUCAAGAAAACCCUUGGACCAUCCUGGGUUCACUAUCAGUGUAUGUUGCGAGUGCUGGAUUCAUUUGGGACUGAGCCAGAGUUCAACCAUGCUCAUUACGCCCAAUCGAAAGGCCACAAAACACCCUGGGGGAAAUGGAACCUUAAUCCACAGCAAUUCUACACAAUGUUUCCCCACACUCCAGACAAUAGUUUCCUUGGCUUUGUUGUGGAACAGUAUCUUAAUUCCAGUGACAUCAAGCAUUUCAAUGUCAUUAAAAGGCAGAAUCAGUCACUUGUUUAUGGAAAAGUCGACAAUUUCUGGAAGGAUAAGAAGUCUUAUCUCGAUGUCAUUCAUACCUACACUGAAGUUCACGGAACCGUCCAUGGAACAAGUGCUAUCUAUAUGCCUAGCUAUGUCAAAAACCAUGGCAUCCUUAGUGGCCGGGAUUUACAGUUCUUGCUAAGAGGCACAAAACUCUUUGUUGGCCUUGGUUUUCCAUAUGAGGGCCCUGCUCCACUGGAGGCCAUCGCAAAUGGAUGUGCAUUUCUGAAUCCAAAGUUUAAUCCACCCAAAAGCAGCAAAAACACAGACUUCUUCAAAGGCAAGCCAACUCUCCGAGAGCUGACAUCUCAACACCCCUACGCCGAAGUCUAUAUUGGAAGGCCUCAUGUCUGGACUGUAAAUAUCAACGACCUUUCGGAAGUUGAGAAGGCAGUGAAAGCCAUUUUGAGUCAAAAGAUUGAACCUUACUUGCCCUUUGAAUUCACAUGUGAAGGAAUGCUGCAGAGAAUGAAUGUGUUCAUUGAGAAGCAGGAUUUCUGCCACGGACAAGUGAUGUGGCCCCCAUUAAGUGCCCUUCAAGUUAAAAUGGCUGGGCCUGGAAAAUCAUGCAAACAGGUUUGUCAGGAAAAUCAUCUUAUCUGUGAGCCAUCCUUUUUCCAGCACCUGAACAAGGACAAAGACCUUUUGAAAUUCAGCAUUGAAUGCCAUACGGUUGAGUCCACAAAUGAUAUUCUGGUUCCUUCUUUUGAUGAAAGGCGAAAGCACUGUGUUUUCCAAGGUGAUCUCUUGUUAUUCAGCUGUGCAGGAUCUCAUCCAAACCACAAAAGAAUCUGCCCUUGUAGAGACUAUCUUAAAGGACAAGUUGCACUUUGUAAAGACUGUCUAUAGCAGCAACUCACGUGACUUUAUGAAGGGACAAACAAAGCACGUGGCUUAGAGAGCUACUGCCAUUUUUUUUGCACUUUGCUAUUGCAGGCAGAACAAUUGCUGAAGAGUAGAAGUCUGUACCAAGAAUGGAACAAAUAAGAAGAUUAAAAAUAAAAUCUCUGGUGAUAAGGGUUUCCUAAGUCAGCAACUGCCAUGAAGCCCAUGGGAAGUCUCUUUAUUUACUUAAGGAGAAAUGGACAAAUGGAACCCAACACUUUGUAAGAGGUAAAACAAAAGCUUGGGAUAUUUUGCAUUUCCCUUCUAAACAACUCACCAUGGUAAAGAACUGUUUUUGAGUAUUAUGUCACCAGUACAAAAAGCAGACGUGAAAAAGGCAGUGCAUGAAAGACUCCAAAACAUAUCCUGGGCAUACAGACUCUAGCAUUCUCCUGAACUCUGAAUGGCUGGUGCUGUUCCUGCAAACUUGGAACUACAAGAUAAUGCAGCUACUGAACAUCUCACCACUGACUAUUGGUUUCUCUCUUACCUGUCACAUAUCGAGCAGUGUCACUUACAACCCAUGCAACAUUGAGAGAACUGAGGAAGCAGCACCAUGAAUGAGGCGAGCUAGAGCAAGAGAUCCUUCCUGGGUGAAUCAUGGGUCAUGACUGGAAUCAGUCAGGGCUUCCGUAGCCACAUAAGCACCCUGUCUAGAAUCAUGAAUGCGCUCACUUCUCAAUUCACCCUAGGUUUUUUUUCACAAGGUGGCAAUUAGAAAUGUUUUGUGAUCAUUGAAAGCAGUAUGGCUUCCUCUGAGCAAUAUUUUCUUGAAUUUUCUGUUAAAGUAGUGAAACUGAAAGAUGAGAGUAGAAAUGAGGCUGUUCCUGAAACAAUUGGUGGUAGAAGUGUGGCCUGCCAUGUAAUCUUCUGGCAACUGAAAGAGCUACUGUGGAACACACACACCAUUUACACCUUUGCUACAAAAGAGAGGGGCUUCUUUUCUGCCAUUUUUAUAGUUAACAAAAAUACGUGGAAACAGAACAGUUAUGUACAAUUACAGUUAAUGAAAAGUGCUGGACUCAGAUUUUGCUCGUAGACAUGUAAUGAGUUCUUCCUUUUAAAAAAUGUACAGUAUCUUUUAUUUCAAAAAAUGUUUUUGCUGCACAAUUGACACAUCUUUAUAUGCACUACUUGUGGAUUAUGUAAAUGGCAUUUGGUAAAGAGAAGCCUUCAUAGUUCUGCAGUAAGGUCUUGAAAGCUACUGUAGGUCGGGGCAGCAAGGAAAGGUUGGACUAUUUUCAAUAUUGCAUCUGUAUAUGCUGUUUUGGUUUUCUUCUGCUGUUUCUACUCAUGAAGUAAUACACUUAAUUUCUAUCUUUUGUAAUAUAGUUCAUUACUUUCUUCUAUGAGCACUAGCAUAGCUCUUGACAUGCCAAAGACCAGAAGAGAAAAUUAUUCUCAAACAAAUUGUCAAGGUAAGGCUUAAAAACAGAACAUUUAAAAAUAUAGGCCAGUAUCUACUUGGUGUCAUUCCGCUUUGACAAAUAGUAUUGUGUUUGCGGACAUUGGCUGAAAUCCUGCAUGAUUGAUGGCAGAGUGUAAAACUCUGCAAAAUUUCUUUUGCUUGUGUUCUUCUUCCAUUGUCACACGUGUUUCCCCUUGACCAUGCAGACACUCCUUCAGCCUAUCAAUACAAGGUGAGGGCUCUUCCUCUUUCUGGUUACAAAACUGCAAUCAAAUAGUCCCCGGGAUCAUGCUUGCUUCCCAUUCACUGGCCAUGGGAUCUACCACAGUGCCCACAGGCUGUAGCUUGAGAGUUGGUGAUGGGAUGUCAUUGCACAGGUAGGUGCUGGAUACCUCCUUUUGCAAUGGCCUUAAAAGCUACUGCAUCUACCAACAUACAUUACUAAACGAGUUCAGGCCAUCUUGUUUUAGAGCCAAUGCAGUUAUCAAUUUCCAGGUGCAGUUGCAUGCCAAAGAACCAGAAACACAAGUUUGCAGUUCUUCCUCUAUAUUUGUGGUUUUGACUUUAGAUUUUAUUAUUCAUGGGGUUUUUUUUCUCUAGAAAUCUCCAGGUCCUUCAGUCUGACUCGGUGGUCAUUUGCCUCUAGUCAUGCUGGAGGAUCUCAAGAUUUCUAGGCAUUUCUCCAUCCUCCAUUGUGAUUCUAUGGCCAACUUCCAGUCUGGGGACCUCUUCACAUAGGGUUUUUUUUUUUUUGCCCCAUUCUUCCAUUUGUCGAUGGAGCCUGCCAAGCAUCACUGGCUUGACCCCACCCACAUUACUCCCGAUGUAGAGGGGAACCGGAAAGUUUUUUUUGAUAGCUCAGGUGGAGCUACCCACACUUUCCUCUCUUUUUCUCCAUAUGACGGGGCAAAGGGUAGCAGAGCAAUGUGCAUUGCCACCCUUUCACCCAUCUGAUGGGGACAUGGAAAGGGCACCAAUGCAUCCUGUCCCAUCCCUACCAUAUAAUGAGGAAAGAAGGGAGGGGCACCACGAGGCGCCCCGCCUGCACCACCCACAACUGCCGGUGAAAGAAGUCCUAGGUCUUCCAGCAUGACUUCGAUUCAUAGAAAUUCCUAGAGUGGUGUUCUCUCAGAUAAAUAAAGCAAUUUCUGUGUUCACAACUUUGACUUUCAUGGGAAUCCUGUGCCCCUAAUGUGGAAGGCUCACUUUUCUCGGUGAAACUGAAAAAAAACCAGCUGAACAUUUAGUGUUGUUUUCCCCACUAACAUUGUGUAUGAUUUAAGGCAUACGCUUAUUUCAGUUGCAUAUAAAUCCAUGCAUAUAUAUUUGUGAGAAAGAAUUUUUAUUAUGGAACAUAAUAAUGGCAGACUUGAGUUAAAAUCUGGUUCUUUCCAUUCUGAUGGAAUAUUUCCCUUUUCUAACCGUUUUAUGUACAGUCAUAUCUCCAGAAUUGUUUUUUCAGUAAAGGUGCUAAACAUCCAUAACAUAACAGGGGAAAUGGUUCAUCAAAGUAACUAAAACUGUUUUUGUGGAAUUGAAACUGAGCAGCAGCUGAUCCAAACUCUGUAUUAGGCUUUACCCAAUUGGCUUUCAGAAUGAAAAGGCCAACUCACAUCUUGAAUUUCUGCAUUAUAUGGCACCUGGAAUUUAAUAUUUUGUGGGUUAGUAUCAACGAAUUUUAAGCUCACUGUCUGAAAGUACAAGAAGAACUGCCCCACAUUUUAAUUUGUUUUGUUUUUGUUGCAUAAUAAUAAUAAUAAUUGACCAUUCUCAGUUUUGGCACAUUUGAUAACUGACCUAAAUUAUUUCAUCUAUGAUAUGUUCUUGGAUUAAAACAGAUUUUUGCCAAGUCGAAGGCAAAAAAAGCACUACCACAGGUAGCUCUGAAAUGGUUCUGCACUGUAAAUACAUCUUUAUAAAUGUUUUCAUAUUACUUUUCAGAUUAGUAAUGCUCCAGUCUAAUAUUACUCCUUCAGAAAAAGCCGUCCAAUUAGGAAGGCUAGGCCAGUUGCAGGAAAGUUGUAGCAGGAAUGGUUAGGAAACUGAUCUAUCACUUGAGGAUCUUUCCUUCAGUGUUGGUAUAUAUUUCAUAUUCUGACACUACAUUCUCCUUGUGUGCUUGUCUGUCUUCAUAUAUGACUUUCUGGAGGGAAAUAGGCCAGAAUGAGCUCUAGGAUAAGCAUAGGGUUUUGCUAGUAUGUUGGUGCAAUAUAGGGCUUUCAGCAGAUGAUAGAGCUGUCAAGUGGCUAGCGUAGUGACUUGAUGUUCAUUGGCCAAAAAGAAAACAAACAAAAAAAUUAGCUGCUUAGUGGCAGGGUAGAAAAUCUUGAGUGAUUGUACAGGAAAAUAAAACAGACGAAGUUCUUAUUGUAAGAAUGUUAUAGUAUAUAACUGAAAAUAGAAGCAGACCUUUGAUAGACUUGCUGAGAUGUUUCAUACUUUUCUGUUGCAUUUUUAUGUCAGCAAUACACUGCUGAUCAUGGAAGGGAUUUAUUUAAGUUGUACAUUUGCCUUGCUAUAUGGCAAAUGCAAUAUUUGUUUACUUGGAAGACUUGGUGGUGGAAUACAGCCUGAAGCUUCAACAAAUCAUUGUUGCAGUUGGCAUAGGCUUGAUAGAGGCUUGAUAGACCUGGGACUUCUUUUUUCAAAAAAAGCAUUUGCCUUUGAAUGCAAGAACAAAUGAGUCCUGAACAGUUAGCUAUCUAUUCUGUAAGCUGGUAGAUGACUGUCAAGGCAUUUUGUUCUCAAGGUGUCCAUUAAAUCUAUAGAAAUCUAUGGAUACGCUGUAGGGAAUGCCUUCCUUGCUUCACUUGAAUACUUUCCUUUAAGGCUAAAUGCAAAAAACAAAUGAGUGAGAAUUUAUUUUCAGAAGAUCUAAGUCAGUGGUUCUCAACCUGAGGGUCCCUGGAUGUUUUGACCUACAACACCCAGAAAUUCCAGCCAGUUUACCAGCUGUUAGGAUUUCUGGGAGUUGAAGGCCAAAACAUCUGGGGACCUACAGGUUGAGAACCACUGAUCUAAGUAAAAAUAAAGGUCUUUUUCUUCAAACAGCUUCCAGUGCUAGGCAUAAUCUGUCAGAUUUUGGUUUUACAUACCAAAUGUAAUUGAUGGAUUUCCAUGAAGUCAAAAAAUACAAUGAAAAACAUUAUCACCAGAAGCAACAAGUCUUUAUAUAUCAAAAAUUCCUUCUUUAUUUACAGGUUUGUAGAAAUGUGUAUGUGUGUAUGUAUGUAUGUAUGUUUUUCUUUGAUCUGGUAUGUUUAAACUCUUCGGUGAGAUUACCAAAACUUGAGAGAAGCAUUUACAUAAUUUAUUUUUAAAAUUUUUAACAUUAAAAGCUUGCCUUUGAAAGGUAACUAUUAAAUACACUGUUUAAAAUGCCAAUAAAAACCUCAUUUAUUUCAUAUAUGCAAGUUGAUUUGCACAUAUAAAUAAGUAUGCUUUGAGUAUAUUUCACAUAGUUUUAAUCGUUUGUCUCUUUUGUAGUCCAGAGGUGCAGUGGUUAGAGAGGGUAUUUUUGGUUUUUGCAUGGCAACGAUAAGACAUUCUGCUAAUAGGUGUGCCUUUAAUUUUUAUUUUCAAUUAUUGUGUGUUUGGGAUGCAGACAAUGCCUGAAUAACUGUAAUGGAACACUGAGUUUUGAUGAUUAAUAGACUUUAUGUAAAUAAAUAUUUUUUAUAAUUGUAUUUUCUAUUGGGAGAGGACAAAGGUGUCGAAGCAAAGAACAUCCUACAACCUGCAAACUUGUCAACAGAAUGUUGCCUAUUGAUAUUUGUACUUGAAUGUUUGCGUCUAUAACUAAUGCACUUAUCCAAGGCAUUAUUUGUACUACAUCUUAGCAAAAAAGGAAGGACAAAAUCCAGUUGCCCCCAUAUCCAAAAGAUUGAGGUUUAUGGUUGGGAGGGCUUUGAUGGUGUGUCCCUGCACGGUAAAAUGGCAUUGGACUCUAUGAUUCUAUGAAGCUGUACUUGUGAAGCCCAGUAUCACAGAAUUAGAAGAUAUAAAUUGACAGAAAUGCAUUAAUCCCAUACAUUAUUGUUUUCUAAACUAGCGUAUCUUUUGGAUUGGUUCAUCUGUUUUGUUACGGAGUGUGAAGGUGUUGUGAAUUAUGAUUUUCUAUUCAUAUGGACGCAGUACCUAUUACUCUCUUGUUUAAAUGUGGGAAACAUUUCCAUUUUAUUCAGUUAUUAGCAUGAUGUUUUGAAAAACUUAUUCUAAUGUCUCAGAAAAAAUUGUGAUAAUCAAGCUAUGAGCUUUACCAUAUAAACAUUCCAGAAGCUGUCUAAAAAGAGAAAGAAACACACAUAAGUUCUUCCCCAUCCUCCUUACCAGGUACCAGUACUUAAAAAAAAAAAGAAACAGCCCCAAAGGGAUUAGGGUGCUUUGCUCCUCUUGGUAGUCUCAGACCUGACUUCAUUGCUCAGUCAGAAUCACCCAUCGCCUCUGUUUUCCGAUCCCACUGUUCACACGCUUCUCUACAACCCCAGGGCUAUGUCACUAGCAGUAACCAAACUGUGUGUGUGGUUUUUAAGGUCUGGAAAAUAUUCCAAGAUUUAAAGACACUUUAUUUUAAUGGCGUUAGAUCUUAUUUCCACAACUUGCCACUGAAAACUGUUGUCUUCCCAGAUGGCUGUAUUGGCUUCUUUGUUAUUCGCUCUUCCUGGCUUCAGUCAUACAGCUAGUUCACAAAGAAGACUUUGAGUGUUUCAGCAGGUCCUGGUCUGAACCCUAUCAGUAGACCUAGGCCCCUUCCACACAGAUGAAUAAAACCCCACAUUAUCUGCUUUGAACUGGAAUAUAUGGCAGUGUGGACUCAAAUAACCCAUUUCAAAGCAGAUAUUGUGGGAUUUUCUGCCUGGAUGUUCUGGGUUAUACGGCGGCGUGGAAGGGCCCCUACUGGAUCACCUGUUGAUGGUGAGGCAACAUUUAUGUAAAUCAUGUUGUUUCAACAGGUCUGGUCUACUUGGGACUGCCAACAGAAUUCAAGCCUCUGUUUAAAAAAUUAUAGAAAUAUUCUUUGGAGAGGCAGUGAUACAUUAAUAUGUAAUAUUUUCAUGAUAUUUUCAUAUCUUGACAGUCCAAUGGUCUCUCUUGCUUAGUGGGCAGACUUUUUUCCUAUUUUAAAAAUGUAUUUUGGCACAUUUGAAAUUACAUCUGCUACAUAAGUUUUAGAUCCAUAGUUAAAAUGUUUUGCUACCUUCUGGACUCAAGCUAGAAUAUUUUGUGGAACUGUUUGUCUAUUUCAAAGAACAGAACUUUUUUUAGCCUUUCUACUUGUUAGUAUCCUUCCUUUUAUUUGGACUGUUUGUUAUAUUUAGAAAAUCCAUCCAAAAUCAUGUUAGUUGUAGCUUAAGUUAAGAUUAAAAAAGGUUAACAUUUUCAUUUAGAUCACCCUCCAAAAAUAAAAAAAGCAGCAAGAACUUGAGUAAUGUAUUACAUUUUAUGAUGACAGUACUAGUACUGGCCUUGUUCGCAAAUUAUGUGAAAUUGCUAGCCUAGAUAUGCUUUGAAAGAAAAGUAAACCUAUUAUUUAAGAAGCAUGAGCAUGUAUAGCGAAGAGGCACUCAUUUUUAAAAAAAUCACAAUAAAUGAGAUCUGGUGCUCAGCAAUGUUAAGUGCCUUGAGCUUCUAGGUAUAUGGUUGGCAAAGCAUGAUCUAAAGCUGCUUUAGACAUUUCUAUUUUCAGCUCCUGUUGAUGGCUGUAAUUGUAGUCGUCACUGAUCUGCACAAAUUAGCAUAAUGGUACUCCACAAUUGGUACAAAAUUUGGUAUGCAAGUCUGCUUGGGUGGGCAUUUUAUCCACCCAAGGCAAACGUGUUUCAAGAUCAGUCUCAUGUUCAGAUGUUAAAAUCAACCUGUGUUCUGUGUUUUUUCUGAACCCCACCAUAGCAGUCCAGUUACAGGUUAUGCCAAUGAUUCAUUACAUGCAUUUCAAUGUGCCCAAAAGUUACUUUUCCUGAUUUGGAUUAUUAAGUCAUGGAUUCUGUAUGUUUGUUUCUUUUUCUUUUUUCAUGUCCCUAGUGCUUUUAAGCUUUCUCUUGUUAAAAUGCAUGUGUUUCCCCAAACAUGUAACACAUUUGCAUUUAUAACUAGAACAUUAGUUCAGUGCUCCCAAAGUGUCCAAGUUCCAUCUAUGUGGAGUGUGAUGGGGACUCCUUUGGGAAAAUUUUAAGCAGAGGCUAGAUGACCAUAUGUGGUCUCUUCCAACUCUCUGAUUCUAUUUAAUCCAUCCAUUAGUGAACAAUGGAAAUUAGAGUUUUAGAGUCUUUUGCUGUUAGGCUUGCAAAGUCAUGCUGAAUAGUCAUCUUUUCCAACUCUGUGAAUCCUAUUCUCCUGCUGUACCAACUGUGAAUGCACAGUUCUACCAUUUAUAUAUUGAGGAUGACAUCCACAAUUGGGAGGAUCUCCACUCAUGCACCAGAAUUUCUCAUUCCUCUCCCCCCACCUCUUCUUCACAUCCUGCUUCAUUUUCAUUUUUCCUUAUCCAGAAGGCCACCACAAAGGGUAGAUGUUUGAAGCAAAAUGAAUCUCAUCUAUGCUUACCAGGUGCCCAUUCUCUUUUAGUGGUGGAACUAAUGUCAGGCAGAUAAGCACUCUGGAGGCAGUGAUCAAGAUUGCUGCAGUUGAGUGCUGCAUACUAAAAGACACCUUAAAAACAUAAAAAGGGUUUCACAAGUGUGAAUAAAAUGAGGUGGCGGAAAAGCAAAAGCCACAGGUGAAUUUUCGUUUCACUAUCUCCAGAAAACACAUGCAGAGAGACCCUCUUGGCAAACCAGGGUGUUGAGAAAAUAAUAAUGAAGAAAAAGGGGGAAUGUGAGUACUAUUCAACUGAGUAACAAAUAGGGUUUAAUAUGUUUUUAAGUUUAACAAUCUGUUCUAAAAGCACUGUUUGUUUGUUUGUUUUAUAAAAAAACAUGCUUGAAAUUUUAUUUUUUUAUUUUCUAGAUUGUGUUCCGCUAUAUUUUGUUCAAGCAGUUUGCUUCACAGCAAGUGUAAUUGUCAAAUUAGAGGUGUAAUAACAUGGGCAAUUUAAAACUAAGGUGUAAAUGUCUGUAUUUUCAUGGCUGACAAAAUGCUUUUGUUUUCACUGUUGUAGGGAGAACUAGAGAGAAUUUUAUUUUUCAAUAAACUUUUUCUUGUGUGA
This is a messenger RNA of Anolis sagrei ordinatus, 11319 nucleotides long. The record is from RefSeq and is a predicted model, not a curated record. Lineage: Eukaryota; Metazoa; Chordata; Lepidosauria; Squamata; Anolidae.